AUGCCAAACAGCAUCAUCAGGGAGGAGAAUGUGAAGUCGGGACUGCUGAAGAUGCACAAGCUAUGGGUCAUGCUGCUGGCUGUGGCUGUAGUCUCACUUCUUUCUGUGUGCUUUCUGGCACUGAACGAUAGACCUGACAUCAAGGCUCCAGGGGCAAAAGUGUGUCAAGAACUGUUGAGCAACAUAACACAACCUCAGAAGAUAAAUGAAGCCUGGAGCCUGAGACAUGUGAAGUUAAUGCAGACCUGCUGCUGGAAGUUCAAUGCAACUGCCUUGGCCCAGUACAGGGCAGAGCUAGGGCGCUGCUGCAAUGCCUCAGCCUGGCUGGCUGUGACACAGGACAACACACCACUGGGAUCCAAGAUUGUCUAUGAUGGAUACCAGUCAGCAAGCUUGAAAGUCAGCAACGGUUUGAUGGAGAUUCUGCCGGAGAAGUCCCCCUUUCUGCUCCCUCUCUACGAAAGCUGUGCUGUAGUGGGAAAUGGAGGAAUUCUCAGGAACAGCAGCUGUGGCUCUAAAAUUGAUGCACACCAGUUUGUAAUCAGGUUUAACCUGCCUUCUGUCAACUUCCCUGAGGAUGUGGGCAGAAAGUCAAGCAUUGUCACUGUAAAUCCCAGUAUCCUUCAUAAAAGGUUUCGUGGUCUGAAUGGUCGGCGUCUGCCAUUUGUGAAGGCAGCAGCUUCUUAUGGAGAAACUUGGUUCCUCAUCCCAGCUUUUUCCUACCCUGGAGGUACUGAGGCUUCUUAUCGAGCAGUCUAUGCCUUACUGGACUCUGCCUCCCAGUCGCAUGCCUUCUUCUUCCACCCUCACUACCUGAGUGCUUUAAGCAAGUACUGGCAUGAUCAUGGUUUUCAUACCCGUCGCCUCUCCUCAGGUUUCAUGCUGGUGAAUGCUGCUCUGGAGUUGUGCCAGCACAUUACACUCUAUGGCUUCUGGCCCUUCUCUUUGCAUCCUGAUGGCCAUUCCCUGCCCCAUCAUUACUAUGACAAUGUGCUUCCCGACAGAAGGUUGCAUAUCAUGCCCAAAGAAUUCACUUAUUAUGUGGAUAUGCACUUCCAUGGUGUGCUGCAGCUGCAUGUGGGGCGGUGCUAA
This is a messenger RNA of Dryobates pubescens (Downy woodpecker), 1092 nucleotides long. RefSeq names its product alpha-N-acetylneuraminide alpha-2,8-sialyltransferase-like. The transcript is spliced from 7 exons. Gene Ontology annotation, biological process: N-glycan processing; oligosaccharide metabolic process. NCBI's taxonomy places the organism in Eukaryota, Metazoa, Chordata, Aves, Piciformes, Picidae. The record is from RefSeq and is a predicted model, not a curated record. Bases 1 to 1092 code for a protein of 363 amino acids. Gene Ontology annotation, molecular function: alpha-N-acetylneuraminate alpha-2,8-sialyltransferase activity.